Molecule: messenger RNA, 2046 nt
Organism: Phasianus colchicus (ring-necked pheasant)
Lineage: Eukaryota; Metazoa; Chordata; Aves; Galliformes; Phasianidae
Gene: PPP2R5A
Product: protein phosphatase 2 regulatory subunit B'alpha
Biological process (GO): protein dephosphorylation; signal transduction
Cellular component (GO): protein phosphatase type 2A complex; cytosol; nucleus
Molecular function (GO): protein phosphatase activator activity
Source: RefSeq, a predicted model, not a curated record
AAGGCUCAGAGGCAGAAGCGCUCGCAGGGCUCCUCGCAGUUCCGCAGCCAGAGCAGCCAGGUGGAGCUCUCGCCGCUGCCCCAGCUCAAAGGUACCGCCGUCCCCCCGCGGCCCUGCUCCCGUACAGGUGCCCCCGGGGCCGUUUCCCCGUGCCUUCCCCCGGGUCCUCCUCGCUCACGGGCUCGCUUUGGCGGUCCGUGCUCCGCUAAACGAGCGUCCUGCGGGACGGCCGUCGCCCGCUGUCCCGGAGGCUGCCCCCGCUACCGCGCUCCCCUCCUCCGGGUCACCUGGGAGCGAGCGUCGGCGGGGCAGGUGCUCCUGGAGAGGUCUUGCCGCACAAAAUGCAGAGUUUAGGAGCGAGGGGAUUGAACGCUGCGGCCCGGGAGCGAGUGGUGGCUCCUCCCACGGGGGGUUUGCCAAAGGAACUCUGUGCUUGUGACAUAACGCUCUGAGUUAGCGGAGAGAGUUUGCUUUCGGCCCGCGUGUUCUUUGCCGUCUCUCUGGGACGCGGUGUGGGUCACCUGCUGCCUGCCUUGGUGGAGCGGCGGAGGCUCAUCUCCGGGCUGUGCGCAGUGAAUGAAGAGUUUUGGCUUUGGCGUUCAAAUCGAUGCCACCUCCAAUGAACAGCAAGAUCUUUUCUGUCAGAAGUUGCAGCAGUGUUGUGUGCUCUUUGACUUCAUGGACUCUGUUUCAGACCUGAAAGGCAAAGAAAUUAAGAGAGCAACACUGAAUGAACUGGUUGAAUAUGUUUCAACGAAUCGUGGAGUGAUUGUUGAAUCAGCUUAUGCUGACAUAGUGAAAAUGAUUAGUUCUAAUAUUUUCAGAACACUUCCACCUAGCGAUAACCCAGAUUUUGAUCCAGAAGAAGAUGAGCCAACUCUUGAGGCCUCGUGGCCCCACAUACAGUUGGUGUAUGAAUUUUUCCUAAGAUUUUUGGAAAGCCCGGAUUUUCAGCCUAGCAUUGCAAAGAGAUUCAUUGACCAGAAAUUUGUACAGCAGUUACUGGAGCUCUUUGACAGUGAAGACCCACGAGAACGUGAUUUCCUAAAGACAGUUCUUCAUCGAAUUUAUGGCAAAUUCCUUGGUUUAAGAGCAUUCAUCAGGAAACAGAUCAAUAACAUUUUCCUCAGGUUUAUAUAUGAAACAGAGCACUUCAAUGGUGUUGCUGAACUUCUUGAGAUAUUAGGAAGUAUUAUCAAUGGUUUUGCACUGCCACUGAAAGCGGAACACAAACAGUUCCUUAUGAAAGUUCUGAUUCCCAUGCAUACUGCAAAGGGAUUAGCUUUGUUUCACGCACAGCUCGCCUAUUGUGUUGUACAGUUCCUGGAGAAAGAUACAACUUUAACAGAGCCUGUAAUCAGAGGACUGCUCAAAUUUUGGCCCAAAACUUGCAGUCAGAAAGAGGUAAUGUUUUUAGGUGAAAUUGAAGAAAUCUUAGAUGUAAUAGAGCCGACACAAUUCAAAAAAAUAGAAGAGCCUUUAUUUAAGCAAAUUUCCAAGUGUGUGUCAAGUUCACAUUUUCAGGUUGCAGAAAGAGCUUUGUAUUUUUGGAAUAAUGAAUAUAUUCUUAGUCUGAUCGAGGAGAACAUUGAUAAAAUUCUACCAAUUAUGUUUGGUAGUUUAUACAAGAUCUCCAAAGAACACUGGAACCCAACCAUCGUGGCACUGGUAUAUAAUGUGCUGAAAACACUGAUGGAAAUGAAUGGCAAGCUUUUUGAUGAGCUUACCAGCUCAUAUAAAGCAGAAAGGCAAAGAGAGAAAAAGAAAGAAUUGGAACGUGAAGAACUGUGGAGAAAGCUAGAGGAGCUAAAGCUGAAGAAGGCUAUGGCAGAGAAGCAGAACAGCACUCACAACGUGCUCAAUGCACACGAUACAAGUGCCAAAUAAAAGAAAUGACAACCUCCACUCAAGAAACAUACUUUUUUGUACCCUUUUGAAAUACGUAAAAAUUUGCAAAAUAAACCUCAUCAGUACAGUAGGAACAGCCAACUUUUCUCUGGCUAAAUGUAAAGAUUUGAAUUUAAAUACAGCAUUUAAGUGAUGUCA